UGUUAACUUUCCUCACUGUUCAUAAGGGAUUUGAUUCCGGUUAUUCUUUUCACUUUUAAAAUGGACUGGAGGACUCUUUAGUACCUGAUCUAAGAAAACACGAAAUAGGGGAUUAAGAAGAAAAAAACCCUGACUACACACCUUUUUGCUCAUUUAACACUGAUUAGCGCGGGCUGGACUACAGACAGGCUGGAGCAUGGACGAGGCAGGAGCCAAUUCAGAGAAAUCUCACCUUAUUAACCAGAGAGGCACUAAAACAUAUUCUCUAAAACUCAAAAGUACAUUUUCUGGUUCUAAAGAAACCUACCUGAGUCAGGUGUAUGAAAAUGGGGAUGCUCCUGGGGCCAUUGAGUUGAAAAGACCAGUUGGAGCCCACUGCCAUGGAAGCACAGUUCAGUGGGAGGAGAACCGUGAUAAACUGGAGGCUAAAAAGAAGCUCUACAUUGCCUCGAUGGUCUGCCUGUUCUUCAUGAUUGGGGAAGUGAUUGGUGGUUAUCUUGCCCACAGCCUGGCCAUCAUGACCGAUGCUGCUCAUCUGCUCACAGACUUUGGGAGCAUGAUGGUUAGCCUUUUCUCCCUGUGGAUUUCUUCCAGACCUCCAACCAAGACCAUGAACUUUGGGUGGCACAGAUCAGAGAUCCUGGGAGCGCUGAUAUCCAUAAUGUCCAUCUGGAUAGUUACUGGUGUGUUGGUGUACCUCGCUAUUGAGAGAAUUGUAAAAAACGAUUAUGAAAUCGAGGGCAAAGUGAUGCUGCUUACUUCGGGAUGCGCCGUCGUGGUCAACAUCAUAAUGGCGUAUAUCCUCCAUCACUCCACCUCGUUUCAUGGGAACGACUCUGGCUACCACAAGAUCACUGAAAAUGGGAUGAGUCCUGUGGGUCAUGGUCACUCCCAUAGUCUCCUGGGCAGCCACGGGAACACCAGUGUCCGGGCAGCGUUUAUCCAUGUCUUGGGUGACCUUUUACAAAGCUUAGGGGUGAUGGUUGCAGCCAUCAUUAUAUAUUUACGGCCGGAGUACAAAAUAGCUGAUCCCAUUUGCACAUUCCUGUUCUCUCUGUUUGUCCUGGGGACAACAAUCACCAUUCUCCGUGACGUGUUCCGCAUCCUUAUGGAGGGGGCACCCAGAGCAAUUGAGUUUAACUCUGUGAAGGAGGUGCUGCUUUCUCUGAAAUCUAUAAAGGCCUUGCAUAGUCUGCAUCUCUGGGCUCUAACUGUUGGGCAGAGCCUGGUUUCUGUCCAUGUGGCUAUUGAGGAGAAUGCAGAUCCUCAAAGUGUCCUAAAGGAAGCUACAGAGCUCCUGCAGACCAAGUUCGGCUUCUGCAGCACCACAAUUCAGAUAGAGCACUACAGUGAGGACAUGGCUUACUGCACCAUGUGCCAGGAUCCCAUGGACUAACAUCAGCAAGAAAAUCUGGUGAGGAAAGUUGUCCUGAAAGUGGCCUGUCCAAAACAUGUGUACCCUGUUUGUUGGAACCAGAAAUGCUGCUGCUGGUGUAUUAGCAGACACUUUUUACUUGCAUUCUUUGUUAUACAUACAGUGCAUGCAGAGAUACUGCCAUCCUUAUGCAUUUCCUAAAAAGCUUUCUUGAAAACAUGUCUGCGUAACCGACUGCACUUCAUAAGCUGUGCCCACCCUCCCCACACACAAAAACACGCACACGGAAUGUCAAUAUUCUGGAGUACUGAAGACAAAUAUGAAUAGUCUACUGUAUUACCAAAUAAACAGCUAUCUUUCCCUCUUCUGAC
Clarias gariepinus (North African catfish) is the source of this 1746-nucleotide messenger RNA. It is a transcript of the gene slc30a2, whose product is annotated as solute carrier family 30 member 2. Gene Ontology annotation, cellular component: plasma membrane. The transcript has 8 exons. The record is from RefSeq and is a predicted model, not a curated record. Gene Ontology annotation, molecular function: zinc ion transmembrane transporter activity. The coding region runs from base 197 to 1396 and encodes 399 amino acids. Gene Ontology annotation, biological process: zinc ion transmembrane transport; response to zinc ion. Lineage: Eukaryota; Metazoa; Chordata; Actinopteri; Siluriformes; Clariidae.